AUGAACAGUCACCACCACAGGCAGCACACCCGCGUCCCCCCCCCCCCCCUCAUCCUCCUCUCUCUCAUCCAUCCGAGUAGCAGCCCCUUCCUCUCUCCUCUGCCUCUGCCUGACGGCCGCAUCCACCGGGACUGCCCUGGCCUCAGACGCUCAUGGACCCGGGCUGAGAGACGCGCUUCUGCAGGAAAAGAUCCAGUGACAAUUCUCCAUCAUUUGAAGGCCCCCCUGCACGGCCUUUUCCUGAGCAGGCGUGUUUUUUUUUUUCUUACCAUGCAGACCCCUGGAGCGCUUUACCGCCUGUAG
Knipowitschia caucasica is the source of this 303-nucleotide messenger RNA. NCBI's taxonomy places the organism in Eukaryota, Metazoa, Chordata, Actinopteri, Gobiiformes, Gobiidae. The record is from the annotation of a GenBank genome assembly.